Molecule: messenger RNA, 3578 nt
Organism: Tachysurus fulvidraco (yellow catfish)
Lineage: Eukaryota; Metazoa; Chordata; Actinopteri; Siluriformes; Bagridae
Gene: sh2d3cb
Product: SH2 domain containing 3Cb
Exons: 11
Coding region: 1073-3121 (682 amino acids)
Biological process (GO): positive regulation of peptidyl-serine phosphorylation; small GTPase-mediated signal transduction
Molecular function (GO): phosphotyrosine residue binding; guanyl-nucleotide exchange factor activity
Source: RefSeq, a predicted model, not a curated record
GAGAGAGAGAGAGAGAGAGAGAGAGAGAGAGAGAAUACAGAUAAUCACAUCACUGGGGAGGAAGCCAGUAGUGUUUCAUUUGAGAACUGUAAGUAGCAAAUGAGAAUCUGAUAUAUGUGCCCAGCAAAUCACUGCAAUUCACUCACUUAAAUAAAAAUAGAGCAUGAAAAGUACUGUUACAGUAAGCAGAAAAUAUUUCUCAAUAAGCACUGUGUACAGGAGAAUGCUCUGGGAUGUCCUUGGUAAGAAGCCCAAGCUUGUAACUGUUUACAAACAUGGUGCAUUAAAUUUAGAACUUGAUUUAUGCGCUGACAAAGUUUCCUUUACAGUGACAUCGGUGUCAGGGUGACAUGUCAUUCCUCAACCUGCCUGCUUAAUGUAAAGCUGACAGCUAUACUACACAAAUUCUGUAUCUUUUUCUGCCUUUGACAUGAAACAGUCUUAAAUUGGGAAUUGAGACUAUGAGAAUAUACUGUUGCUAUUUCAUGUUACCUCAUAGGUCAUGUAGAGCUUCAGUUGUUUAUGCUGUGUUUAUGGCAUUUUUGUCUAAACACAUCUGUAAAGCGUUGAAUGUUUUCCAACACUGGCUGGGAACCAUGUGCAUUCAGUUUUUUAAAACCAAAUGAUGUCUUCAUUUGGUUAUAAAAGUCAUUUAAAGAAAUGUUGCAAUAUCAAAAAUAUCCAGCCUGUAUGUGUAUGGGGGCAUGUGUUUACAUCUUGGUGAGGAUCAUAUGCCAGGUAUUCCUAUCCAUGUGGGGAAAACUGCUUCUUAAACAAGAAAAAAAUAAACUCUUUGAGGAAAAUAAAAUAAAAUAAAAAAUCCAAAGCAGCCGAUUAUUAUUUGAGGUUAAGGUUAGAUGUAGAAGCAUAGAAUAGGAUUAAUUUGCGAGAGAGAGAGAGAGAGAGAGAGAGAGAGAGAGAGAGAGAGAGAGAGAGAGAGAGAGAGAGAGAGAGAGAGAUCUCAUGGCUGUUACUGGGGGCUGUUGCAUAUGUCUCUGUAUAACACAACACUGGCUAAAACUAUAAAUGUACUCCAUUGAGAAAGUCCGUCCCUGAUGCACAGAGGAUCCAAAUGGUCAUGGGAAAGAGCAGCACAGCCUGUUCCUCUGACAAUUUCCUGUCCUGUAGCCACCUGGCAUCCUCAUGCAGAACAUUCACAAGCCUGCACAAAUAUGUGCUCCUAGGCUACUACAUUCAUUCGGAUAUCAUGGAAAACAGAGGUGAAUAUGUAAUGUUUUCAAAAGAAACAUGCCUAUUGGACAGUGCAUCAGAGAAACUAAAGAAAGAGCUGGAGGAAGAGCUGAAACUCAGCAGCCACAACAUACAAAGUCAUGGCUGGUACCAUGGACGUAUACCUUGGGAGGUUUCAGAGUCUCUAGUGCUACAGGAUGGGGAUUUCCUGAUUCGUGAUUCUUUGACCAGUUUGGGAGAUUACGUCUUAACCUGCCGCUGGAAUCAGAAGCCUCUCCACUUCUUAAUCAGCAAAAUUCUGCUAAGAUCCAGUGACGCAUACACACGAAUGCAGUAUGUUCUGGAAGGAGAGCAGUUUGACUCUAUUCAAUCGUUGGUCCAUUUCUAUGUGGGCGGGCAAAUGCCACUUACCCAACACAGCGGGGCAUAUGUGAUUUCCCCAGUCAACAGAACUGUACCUCUGCAUUAUCUGGAGACAAUGUUUGGCCAGACUAGUCAGGAGGGGACACCAUUAAACUCACCUGUGCACAGGAAGGGAAGUCUAGCAGUGACAGAGGCUCUGGCAUUUGAGUUAAUAAAUCCUCAGAGGGAGGCAGUCAAGAGCUUUGUUGGGACCUUGGAACAGCGUGUUGUAGUGACGUCGUCCCCAACCCCACUGAACACACUCUACAGACGUAGAAGAAGUCCAUCGCGCAAUAGAAAGUUUGUUGUAGUCCCUUCAUCACCUGUUUUGCAAAGCCCCAAUGACAUGGAACUUUGUACCUCUCCAACCGAGAGUGCUUUCAUCUAUUUGGAGCCUACAGACAACAUGUGGUUUCCCAGUACUGAGUCCUGUCAAAGCACUACUGUUGAUGCCAUUGACCUGCAAUCCAACACAGGCCUUUAUCCACACAGUCUUGCUCAUACAGAGUCACCCUUCAGCGAAAAAGAGGAACAGACAGUGCCGGGCUUCAUGGACGAGGACAAUGAGGAUUAUUUAAUGCCACUUGUAACUGAAACAGCCUCCAGUUUCAGACCCAGCGUGUACCAGUCACUGCUGCUCCCUGCAGAAAAUAAACCACUAGAAGCAAUAGUGUUAAGGAGAGUGAAGGAGGUGCUUGUAGAAGCUGAUACAAAGAUGAUGGCCAUGCACAUCACCAAAAUCGACUGCAUGGUUGCUCGCAUAUUGGAUUUUUCUGGUGAGAAUACAAGAGGGAUGGCUGUGAGCUCAGGAAUGGAGCUUCUCACACUUCCACAUGGCCACUAUCUCAGACAAGACCUGUUGGAAAGGUUCUAUACCAUGUCCAUCAUGCUGGCUAUGGUGCUGCUGGGUUGCACGGGCAGUGUGGUGGAAAGAGGCUCCAUACUGCAUAAAAUUAUCUCACUGGCAUCUGAGUUGAAGACCAACUUGGGCAACAUGUUUGGCUUUGCUGCAGUUAUGAGGGUCUUAGAACUGCCACAGAUUGUUCGGUUGGACGAGUCAUGGAUGGCUUUAAGGCAAAAAUACACAGAUAGUGCAGUCCUGUAUGAAAAAACCUUAAGGCCCUAUUUGAAGAGAAUGAAUGAUGGAAAAGAGCUCUGUGACCCAUCAGAGAUGACUGUCCCUCAUGUGCUCCCUCUGUUGCUCCUACUUGAGAAAAGUGCUGUGAUUCUUGAAGGGUCAGAGUCCUGGGAGAGCCUCGAGUCUGGAAUGGACACUGUGCUGUGUCAUUUAAACUCUGCUCGUACCAUUGCAUGUCACGGUGAGACCUGCUGCUCUAAUGCCAUGGCAAAAUUACAAGGUUUCCAUGAGCAGCCAGACACACUAGAAGUUUUCAUGACUGAGUUUCAGAUGCGUCUGCUGUGGGGCAGCCGGGGCGCAGAGGCAAGCAGAGAGGAGCGCUAUGAAAAAUUUGACAAAGUACUAACAGCCCUGUCCAAUAGACUGGAACCUUCUAGGCAAGCAGAGUGAUACAUAUUAUACAUGUCUCACACUGAAAUCUGUAUAUUUCUUUUUAUUUGAUGAAUACAAGGAAUACAGGUUUACACAGAGCAUCGCGAAAUAACAUUUUUUUCAUAAUCUUUUCAACUUUUAUAUGUGUUUGUAAAUAAUGUAGAUAAAAAUAUUAUUCAGAUUUGUAUUUCAAAGUAUGAUUAACUUUAUUUUGUUUAUAUAUAAAAUAAUCAGUCAUUUCUUUAUAAAAAAAAAUGGUUUAUAAAUUAUGUUUACAUUGUCAUAACCUAUAUAUGUCUUUAUACUGACUGUUUGAAUCCUUUUAUUUCUCAGAUUAAACCGGUUCAGUUGUCUCUUCUUUUAUUGUUUGUUUUAAUCAAACAUUAAAACACAAUUUCUGCUUAUUUUUUAGCUACGGAUGUAUGAUUACUGAUCCAAGCCACCACUUUUAAAUUUACACUUGUCUAAUAAAAUU